Messenger RNA from Candoia aspera, 7960 nucleotides. It is a transcript of the gene ADAMTS9, whose product is annotated as ADAM metallopeptidase with thrombospondin type 1 motif 9. Gene Ontology annotation, biological process: extracellular matrix organization; proteolysis. Lineage: Eukaryota; Metazoa; Chordata; Lepidosauria; Squamata; Candoiidae. The coding region runs from base 448 to 6270 and encodes 1940 amino acids. The record is from RefSeq and is a predicted model, not a curated record. The transcript is spliced from 40 exons. Gene Ontology annotation, cellular component: extracellular matrix. Gene Ontology annotation, molecular function: zinc ion binding; metalloendopeptidase activity.
CUUUCCAAGGACCCUGAAGUGCAGCAGAGAAACGGGGGGGAGGAGGAGGGUGAAGAGAGGGAGCCGCGGCUACUGGGGCUGAUUUUUCUCCGUUCCUCCAGCAGCCCCUCUCGCUAAGCACGAUGCUGGUGUAUCUGAUCUUCCGUGCUCGACUCCUGUUUCUGCUCUCGACCAACUGUCUCCAGGGCGGACAGUUAUCGCCACAGCCGAACCCCGAGAAAACCAAUUAGAUGAGCGCGAUCCUCAAGUUUAAUAAAAGUGAAGUCGAGGAAGGAGGUGUGGGGGGAGGAGGAGGAGGAGGAGGGGAGAAAAGAUCUCUGGAGUUUUGACAAUAAACCACCUCCCCUCCCCUCUCGCCCCCCUCCCCAAGCAACUAGAAGGGAAGACUUUGGGGGGGCCAAGGGGGGUGGAAAACUUGAUCGCUGCAACGAAGCGGCACAAACCACCAUGCAGCUGGUGUUAUGGGCGGUAGGAUUAAGCACGCUACUCCUGCAAGACUUCUUGAAUAGAGCCGGCGCAGCAGCAGCAGCCAGGGAACAAGGGAGGCAUCUCCGACAAGGCAAACUGCUGGGGACGCUGAGAGAGUAUGAGAUUGUGAUCCCAACCCGUGUGAAUGAGCUUGGAGAACCAUUGUCUACAAAGGUCCACUUUCAAAGAAAGAAACGAAGCCUUCUUCCGGAAGCCGCCGAGCCCUGGACCCUGGAUGCCCCCUCUUCCUCCAUCUCCUCCUCUUCUUUCCAUACCACCCAAGUGCAUUAUAGAUUGGAAGCCUUUGGGCAGCACUUCAUUUUCAACCUUACAGCCCAUUCGGGAUUUAUUGCCCCUCUUUUCACGGUCAGCUUCCUCGGGGAACCCGAGGUUAACCAAACAAACUUUUACACUGAGGAGGAAAGUGAUAUUAAGCACUGUUUCUAUCAAGGACAUGUCAAUACGGAGCCCCAACAUACAGCAGUCAUAAGUCUAUGUUCUGGCAUGUUAGGCACAUUUAGGUCUCAUGAUGGAGAAUACUUUGUAGAGCCACUCAUAUCACCUGACCAACAAGAAUAUGAAGAAGAGCAUAAAAAGCCACAUAUUGUCUACCGACACAGUGUACCACCAACAUUCUCACCAAGGGACAAGCAGACAUGUGACAUUUCAGGCCACCCAAAAAAUCACAGAAAGCCUAAAAGACAAAGCAGGGCAAGGCAGUGGCCCCCAAAUAGCAUACUCUCUGACGUAGAAGCUUUGAAACUUAACUUAGGGCAAUUUCCAGCAUCCGGUGAAAACAAGACUGGCAACAUAAGGAGAAAAAACAGUCCACAAAGAAUGAAGCGAUUUUUGUCCUAUCCUCGGUAUGUGGAAGUUAUGGUGGUGGCAGACAGUCGAAUGGCUGCAUACCAUGGAACAAAUCUUCAGCAUUACAUUUUGACAUUGAUGUCCAUAGUAGCAUCUAUAUACAAAGACCCAAGCAUUGGGAAUUUAAUUAAUAUCGUUAUUGUGAAAUUAGCCAUCAUACAUAAUGAACAGGAUGGCCCGUCCAUAUCUUACAAUGCCCAGACAACGCUAAAAAACUUUUGCCAGUGGCAGCAAACUCAGAACCAACUCAGUGAAGAGCAUCCAGAUAAACAUGACACUGCUGUAUUGGUGACAAGGCAGGAUAUUUGUAGAGCUCAUGACAAAUGUGAUACUUUAGGUUUGGCUGAAUUGGGUACCAUCUGUGAUCCAUACCGAAGCUGUUCAAUUAGUGAAGACAGCGGACUCAGUACUGCUUUUACAAUUGCACAUGAACUUGGCCAUGUAUUUAACAUGCCCCAUGAUGACAAUAAUAAGUGCAAAGAAGAUGGAGGAAAAAGCCAGCAACAUGUUAUGGCUCCCACCCUCAAUUACAACACUAACCCCUGGAUGUGGUCAAAAUGUAGCCGUAAAUACAUCACGGAAUUUCUGGACACUGGAUACGGGGAGUGUUUACUUGAUGAGCCUUCAUCAAGAACCUACUCUUUGCCUCAGCAACUUCCUGGUUACAUGUAUGAUGUCAAUAAGCAGUGCGAGUUAAUUUUUGGGCCUGGAGCUAAGGUUUGCCCUUAUAUGAAGCAGUGCAGAAGACUCUGGUGCAUUAAUGCUGAUGGAGCACAUAAAGGAUGUCGUACUCAACACACACCAUGGGCGGAUGGGACGGACUGUGGCCUAGGAAAGCAUUGCAAGUAUGGCCACUGUGUUCCCAAAGAGCGAGAAGUACCUAUGACAGAUGGGGCUUGGGGCACAUGGAGCCCCUUCGGAGCUUGCUCACGAACAUGUGGUGGGGGUAUUAAAAAUGCUAUUCGAGAAUGCAACAGGCCUGAGCCCAAAAAUGGUGGAAAAUAUUGUGUGGGACGCAGAAUGAAAUUUAAAUCAUGCAACACUGAACCAUGUUCUAAACAAAAGAAGGAUUUCCGUGAUGAACAAUGCGCUGUCUUUGAUGGGAAGCAUUUUAACAUUAACGGUCUACCUCCUAAUGUGCGCUGGGUUCCUAAGUAUAGUGGAAUUUUAAUGAAAGACAGAUGCAAGCUCUUCUGCAGAGUGGCAGGAAAUACAGCUUAUUAUCAGCUCAGGGACAGGGUUAUUGAUGGCACCCCUUGUGGCCCAGAUACAAAUGACAUCUGUGUACAAGGACUUUGUCGGCAAGCUGGAUGUGAUCAUGUGCUCAAUUCCAAAGCCAGAAGGGAUAAAUGUGGUGUGUGUGGUGGCGAUAAUUCAUCAUGCAAAACCAUUGCAGGGACAUUCAAUACGGUGCACUAUGGUUAUAACACUGUGAUACGCAUUCCAGCCGGUGCUACAAAUAUCGAUGUACGGCAGCAUAGUUACUCAGGGAAACCAGAAGAUGAUAAUUACCUUGCAUUGUCAAGCAAUGAAGGCUUCAUAUUAAAUGGAGACUAUGUUGUCAGUAUGUUUAAGAAGGAAAUCAAAAUUGGAAAUGCUGUGAUAGAAUACAGUGGCUCAGACACUCCCAUUGAACGAAUCAAUUCGACAUACCGCAUUGAUCAAGAAAUAGUUCUUCAGGUUUUAUCAGUGGGUAAUUUAUAUAACCCGGAUGUUCGAUACACAUUCAAUAUCCCCAUUGAAGAUAAACCUCAGCAGUUUUAUUGGAAUGUUUAUGGCCCUUGGCAACCCUGCAGUAAGCUGUGCCAAGGAGAACGAAAAAGGAAACCAAUUUGUACCCGGGAAUCUGAUCAGCUCAUUGUAUCUGACCAAAGAUGUGAUAAAAUUCCUCAACCUGAUCCAGUGACAGAGCUGUGUAAUUCAAAUUGUGAAUUAAGGUGGCAUAUUGCCAGAAAGAGCGAAUGCUCUGUGCAGUGUGGAUUGGGGUAUAAAACGUUGGAAAUUUCCUGCACCAAGUACAGCAAGCUGGAAGGCAAAAUUGAGAAAUAUGAUGAUCGAUACUGUAGUGGCAUCCCCAAGCCAAACUCCAGGGAAAAGUGUUCAGGAGAUUGUAACACUGGAGGAUGGCGCUAUUCAGCCUGGACUGAAUGCUCCAAGAGCUGUGGCAGUGGCACAAAAAGGCGUCGAGCGGUCUGCAUGAACACAUUCAAUGAUGUUUUGGAGGACAGUAAAUGCAGUCAGCAGGAAAAAGUGACUGCGCAGCGAUGCAAUGAACUCCCGUGCCCCCGCUGGAAAACAGGAGAUUGGUCGGAAUGUUUGGUAACCUGUGGAAAAGGGCACAAACAUCGGCAGAUCUGGUGCCAAUUUGGAGAAGAUCGGAUAAAUGACAGACUUUGUGAUCUUGAGGCCAAACCAGAUUCUAUGCAAGAUUGCCAGCAGCAAGAAUGUGCAGCAUGGCAAGUUGGACCAUGGGGCCAGUGCACAGUAACAUGUGGGCAAGGCUAUCAGAUGAGGGCAGUGAAAUGUGUUGUUGGUGCCUACAUUUCUGUAGUAGAUGAUAACGAAUGCAAUGCUGCUACCAAACCAACAGAUACACAGGACUGUGAAACAGUGCCAUGUCGUCUUCACCCUAGCAACCCAGAAAUCAAACAAAGCAGUCACAGAACCCAGUGGAGAUUUGGAUCCUGGACUCCUUGUUCAGCUACAUGUGGGAAAGGCACCAGGAUGAGAUAUGUCAGCUGUCGUGACGAUCAGGGCUCUGUGGCUGAUGAGGCUGCCUGUUUCCAUCUUCCAAAGCCAUCGGCAACAGAAGCAUGUCUUGUAAUAUCGUGUGGCAGGUGGAAAGCCAUGGAAUGGAGCUCAUGCUCUGUAACUUGUGGACAAGGUAAGGUGACCAGGCAAAUAGUCUGCGUAGAUUACAAUGACCAGAGUAUUGAUAGAAACGAGUGUGAUGCUGAGGAUAUCCUUGCAACAGAGCAGGACUGCUCUAUGCCAUCGUGUCAACAGAUCAACCCAAAUAACAGGCCCACUAAUCCUUUUCCUUACCCUGACUAUCAUCAAAAAAACAAUCGAGGUGGGAACCCGAACCAAAAUCAAGGUCAUGGACAUGGAGGCAACCAGUGGCGAACUGGGCCAUGGGGAGCAUGCUCAAGUACUUGUGCUGGUGGAUUUCAGCGGCGAGUAGUCGUGUGCCAGGACGAAAAUGGAUACGCCGCUAAUAAUUGUGAUGCGAGGGUGAAACCGGACGAGCAAAGAUCCUGUGAAUCGGGGCCCUGCCCUCAGUGGGCCUAUGGCAGCUGGAGCGAGUGUACAAAGUCAUGUGGUGGAGGAACCAGAACGAGACUAGUUGUAUGCCAGCAUUCCAAUGGAGAGAGGUUUACUGAUCUGAGCUGUGAAAUCCUGGACAAGCCACCGGACCGUGAGCAGUGCAAUAUCCAGGACUGUCCUCAAGAAGCUGCCUGGAAUACUGGUCCUUGGAGCUCGUGUUCUGUUUCUUGUGGACGAGGACAGAAGUACCGAGAAGUAUAUUGCAUGUCGAAGGAUGGGAAACUUUUAGAAAACAGUCUUUGUACACAGCUGGCUAAACCAAAUGUGCUGAGGAAGUGUAGAGGUGGCAGGUGCCCAAAAUGGAAAGCAGGAGACUGGGGACAGUGUUCAGUGUCCUGUGGGAAAGGAAUUCAGCGGAGACGCAUCAUCUGCCAGUUUACUACUUCAAAAACAACUAGAGAGACUGAAUGCAGUCAGUCAAGCAGACCAGCUUCUGAACAGGAAUGUCAAAUGGCAGAAUGUUCUUUCUACUAUUGGAAAACAGAGGACUGGCAAGAAUGUAGCAAAACCUGUGGCAAGGGGUCUAGAUACCGGAAAGUGAUCUGUGUGGACCAGAAUAUGCAAGAAGUUGAUAGUUUUCAUUGUGAUCCAAGCAAGAGGCCAUCUGAUGUUGAGAUCUGCACCUUGCCCCCAUGUGAAUACAUCUGGAUUACAGGAGACUGGUCAGAGUGCUCUGUGACAUGUGGUAAAGGCUACAAGCAAAGGCUGGUUUCCUGCAGUGAAAUUUAUACAGGGAAAGAUCAUUAUGAGUAUGGUUAUCAGAGCACAGUUCACUGUCCAGGCACACCACCACCAAAUGUGCAGUCAUGCUAUCUAGGCGAGUGCCCUGUUUUGGCAUCGUGGAGAGUUGGAAAUUGGGGAAGUUGUUCGGUGAGUUGCGGAAUUGGGGUGAUGCGUCGGUCAGUUCAGUGUCUCACGAACAGUGACCAAGCAAGUACCUUGUGCCUUGAUGAUUUAAAACCUGACGAAAGGAGGACAUGCCACAACAUUCACGAGUGUGAAUUACCAACAAGCUGCAAAGAAGUAAAAAGGCUCAAAGUCGUUACUGAGGAUGGUGAAUAUUUUCUGAAAGUUAAAGGAAGACUUUUAAAGAUAUAUUGUGCUGGCAUGGACUCGGACAGCCCUAAAGAAUACAUGACUCUGGUAAAUGGUGAUGCAGAGAAUUUCUCAGAAGUCUACAGCUAUAGGUUACAUAAUCCGACUGAAUGCCCAUAUAAUGGAAGCCGAAGAGAGAAUUGCCAGUGUAGGAAAGAUUACACAGCAGCUGGGUUUUCUGCCUUCAGCAAAGUAAGGCUGGACCUGAAUGCUAUGCAAAUAAUAACUACCGAUUUACAGUUUGCACAGACACUUGAUGGACGACCUGUUCCUUUUGCCACUGCUGGGGAUUGCUACAGUGCAGCCAAGUGCCCACAGGGUCGUUUCAGCAUCAACCUCUCUGGAACUGGCCUGUCAGUAACACAGACCUCAAAGUGGCUUUCACAAGGGAAUUACGCUGUUUCGGAAAUUACAAAAUCUCCUGAUGGUACCAAAGUAAUAGGAAAAUGUGGUGGUUACUGUGGAAAAUGUACCCCAUCAUCUGGAACUGGCCUUGAUGUUCAAGUGUUAUAGCAAUGGAUUUCUUAAUGCCGGGAGCUUAAGCAAGAUGGAUGAAGGACAAUUAAGCAAUACCUCUGCCUUCCAUUUUUGUAUUUCUAUGUUUGUGUUUGUGUGUGUGUGUGUGUGAGAGAGAGAGAGAGAAAGAGAGAAAUGCAUGUGAUGUGCCUUUUUAAAAAGUAUGAGUGUAUCUGUGUGUAUGCUUGUAUGUGUGUGUACAGUAUAUUCUUGAUGUUCUUAAUGUAUUAUAUUUAUGUCCGGAAUUAUUUAUUUUGAUUUAAUAUUUUUGUAUGUAAGAUUUUAUAUUAAAGCUGCUUAUCCUGUGUUCUUUUUUAAAAAAAAAUUAAGCCUUGCAGUCACACCACUGCAUUUUUACAUAUUCUACAUCAUAUGUAGCAUUUUGACAAAAGUGAUAUGUUUAUUGUCACUGUAUCCAGUUGUUUACCUUCAUUCAGUAAUUUCUCUUCUUGUUACAGGCUGCACUGAUCUUUGUAAGGUGCUAACUGGUUUUCAUUAAGGUAUUUUUGGCAUUUUAAAAUCAACUAUUCCUUAUGAGGAAAAUAAUUAUUGUUAUUAAAUUUAUUUAACAAUCAGUACUUUGCAGGGAUUUGGUGAACACAUGAUAAUAUCUUGGCUUUAUCAGUAACUGUGUCUUACAUAUUUUUAAUAGCAUAUAACUUCCAUUGACUAGUGCUAUAAAAGUCACUGGUUUGGUGCUAAUAUGAUAAUAUUUAUUAAUAACCUGUAGGCUUUAGAAGCUAAAUUCUUUGCCAUGCCAUGUGGCGAUGGAGAAUCAGUAACUAAAUUUGUGUAAAAUGAGAAUUGGUUCAAAUAUUUAGUUUAAGGCAGAGAAAGCUUUUACCUAUAUUAGACAAAGGCCUAAUAUUCUUCAGAAAUUUAUGAAUGGUUCUUUCUUCAGAGAAAUGAUUUGCAGUGAAAGGAUUUGUGUGUGCUAUCAUGCAGUCACUAUCAAUCUGGAUCAGUGGUCUUCAACUUCCUGUCUCUUGAAUCCCACCAAUUAGUCUAUUAAAGGUACCACUAAGAUAGUAAUGAAAAGUCUAUGUUUUCCAAGAAAUACAUAAAUAAGCAGAUGGAAUACCUUUGUACAUAUUUAUCAGUUAUAAUAAGUCGUUAAUUACAAUACAGGUAGUCCUCACUUAAUGAUUACAACUGAGACCGGAAUUUCAGUUGCUAAGCAAAGCAGUCAUUAAGCGAAUCUGACCCAAUUUUACAGCCUUUUUUGCAGUGGUCAUUAAGUGAAUCACCAUGGUUGUUAAGCGAAUCACACAGUUUCCCAUUGAUUUUACUUGCCAGAAGCCAGCCGGGAAAGUCAAAAAUGGCGAUCACGUGAUCACAGGAUGCUGCAAUGGUCAUAAAUGCGACCUGGUUGCCAAACGACCAAAUCAUGAUCACAUGACCACAGGGACACUGUGAUGGUCGUAAAUGUGAGCACCGAUUGUAAGACAGUUUUUUCAGCACUGUUGUAAGUCUGAACUAUCACUAAAUGAAUGGUCAUUAAAUGAGGACUACCUGUAAUAUUGUGGACAAUACUGUUUUAGUAAAAUAACGUUUUAGUAAAAUAAUGAUGGAGAAUUAACUAGAGCAUUUGCCAUUGUAAGAGCAGUCUUAAGCCUAAGCAAAAAAAAUGCAGACAAAUAAUGAGAGAGACAGAGACAUAGCUAGUACAAAAUGUUGUUUUAUUUUG